Chiloscyllium plagiosum (whitespotted bambooshark) is the source of this 3938-nucleotide messenger RNA. RefSeq names its product protocadherin Fat 4. Lineage: Eukaryota; Metazoa; Chordata; Chondrichthyes; Orectolobiformes; Hemiscylliidae. Gene Ontology annotation, biological process: multicellular organism development; homophilic cell-cell adhesion; cell migration. The record is from RefSeq and is a predicted model, not a curated record. Gene Ontology annotation, cellular component: catenin complex; plasma membrane. Gene Ontology annotation, molecular function: beta-catenin binding; calcium ion binding; cadherin binding.
UUACUUCUAGAAAGUUCCUCUGUCAAUUUUCUGAGUCACAGUCUAAUGGAACCUUUUAACUGUAUCUGUCCAAAUGGAUAUAUUGGUCAGUUGUGUGAAUUGGACAUUGAUGAAUGUCAGGCUGCCCCAUGUAGCAGUUAUGGAACCUGUCUGAACUAUCCAGGAAUUUUCUCUUGCCCUUGUCCUGAAGAUAAACCUGGUCCCCUUUGUGGAGCAGAUAGAAGUGAAUGCCAACAAAACCUGUGCCAGAAUGGAUUGACUUGCCUGAAUUUACCUAGAGCCUUUCUAUGUAAAUGUCCUCCAAGUUAUACAGGUAAUUUGUGUCAAACUAUUGUGAACUACUGUGCAAUGUCACAUGGUCACUUGAACCAUGGAUCCUGUGUCAACCUUCCCACUGAAUACAAUUGUAGCUGCCCAUUCGGAACAAGUGGGAAUGAAUGCAAUGGUAGCAGCCUUGGAUUUGAAGAGCUCUCCUACAUGGAACUUCCUUCUCUUGAUCCUACAAACAAUAUCAUUUAUGUGGAACUUGCCACAAUAAGAGAAAAUUCCCUGCUCUUAUAUAACUACGACAACAAAGAAGGUGCAGACGGUGAAUUUCUUGCACUGGAAAUAAUAAAUGGUAAAAUUGAGUUUUCUUAUAAUCUUGGAAGUGGAAUUGUUCAGCUGGUAACUGAUCAAUAUGUAGCAGAUGGAGAGUUUCACAAGAUUUUUGCAACAAGAACGGGGAAGGUUGGAUCCCUGACAGUGGAUAAUUGCACCAAUGAUCAGCCAGCACAGUUCUGCUUUGUAAGCACCCCAGGCAUAGGCACAGAGAGAACUCUGGACCUGGAGAAAAACAGAAUGGUAUUUGGAGGAAUCAAAUUGAUUGAACCCAUACUCCUUCGUCCAGAUCAAGCAAAAUCACAUGACUUCAUCGGUUGCAUUAAGGAGUUUAGACUGAACAAUAUUCCUGUUAAAUUUGCUGAGGCACUGUCUUCAAACAACAUCUUAACCAGUUGUCCUCGUUUGGGAAGAAUAUGUCAAGCCAAAACAUGCCUCAAUGGUGGAAUUUGCCUUGAUCGUUGGUCUUACUACUUAUGCCAAUGCCCAGAAGGUUUUACUGGACCCCACUGUGAAAAAGAUACAGCAAUAAAUUUCAAUGGACAAUUUCAUCUUGAUUAUUUCAUCAAAGAAAGUUAUAAACGUGAUCAACUAUUAAAAAACCACAUAAAGAGAAAACAAAACCAAAAAGAAGAUAAAGACAGCGUGAGCAUUGAAAUACAGUUCAGAACAGACUCAUCAGAAGGAAUUCUGCUUCAUAUACAAGGAAGUAUAAAUUAUACCACAGUCAAGAUUAUGGAGGGGCGGAUAAACUACAUUUCCGAUGCUAGCUCAGUCGGCUACAUUAAGCACCGUUUGAAUAUCUCCAUUUCUGAUAGCAAAUGGCAUACUUUCAAAAUGGAGAGUAAUGACUCAGUCACUACACUCAUGCUUGACAAAAAACACAUCAAAAGCAUCACGCAUCCCACUCAGUGGGUGGGUGGGAUUGAGAUCUCCACCUUAUCUUUGGGGCAGGCACCGUUACUGCAGUUUGGCAAUCCAAAUGAACAAGGUUUUAAAGGAUGCAUCAAAGUAUUCAAAUUCAAUAAUCAUGUGAUGCCAUUUACCGGAUCAAAUGAUUUAGUUGAAGUACGGCCAAGUGACAGCUCAGUACAGAUUGGAUGCAGAAGGCCUAAUGUCUGCUUAAACAACCCCUGUCCAAAUGGAAUGAAAGGCAUUGAUUUAUGGCUUGCAUAUGAGUGUCUUCUAGUUUCCUGUUUUUCUGACCCAUGUAAGCAUGAUAGUACAUGUCUUCCUUCCUCAGAUAGCACAUAUCACUGCAUUUGCAAACAAGAUUUUACUGAGUUCUGUUCACCAACAAUUAUUGACCAUGCAGCCUGUCAGAAAGGCAAUAUUCAAUUGCCACAAUGGAGCAUAGCAGUAAUCAUACUUGCUACUCUAGCAGUAAUACCUCUGAUAGCUUUGUUCAUCAAAUGUCUGUAUAUUACUUUGAAAAGUAAGAGAACAAAAAUAAUUGCAUCUGUCCAAGCAGUUACUGAAAAAAUGUCUGAUGGUCAUAAUGAUGAUGUUGAUAAUGAUCUUGACAAUGCAGGAAAGCAGCCAGAUAUCCUCAAGGCAGAAAACAGUUACCAUAUCAUAGAUGAAACAUAUAUUACUGUCACAAGCAUGGAGCAGAAUAAGAAAAGCAAUGGUCAAGGUUAUGACUUAGAGGUCAAUGACAUUGAUAAUGCAACCAGUUUGACUUCUUCAGAUUUUGAUGUAAUUAAGUACCACAGGCAGAUCCAGACCAACAAUGAUGAUUAUAAUAAUGUAAUUCUACAUGGAAGCAUGCAGAAUAAAUCUCAACCAUUUGUGGCUCUUGUGAAUCAAAGAAACAUCCAAUGUCUUGCAAGUCAACAAAGUGCUGUAGGUCACAAUCAAGGACCAAGAAAUGGAUUUACAAAUCAACAGUUAACUCAAAUGUGCUCAUCAGAAUGGUUUCCUUCAUCAGUCUUAUUUACAGAGCGAAAGCAUUUAAUAAAUGAUCUUUAUUUGACUGACUAUGAAACAGACCAUUUCCAACAUGGCCAUUUUGACAGCAAGCAAUCAAGCAAAGGAGGUAUUGAUAACUUGGCUUUUUGUGGAGAUGAUCAAAUUGAAAGUUUACCAGCUGCAUCAAUAUUAAUGUCCAGCUCUAGACCCAGCAGGAGAAUGAUCCAGAUAGUUGAGAGACUUCCACUUGGUCUGUCUGUGGAAGAGAUAAAAAGAUUGAAUGCACCAACAAUUCAUAAAGUGGUAGAGAACACUAAUCAAAUAAUUUCACUGUCACAAAUUCCACAAAGACCGUCAGCCCAGAAACACCAUCCAGGGAUCCUUCCUUCCACAUCAUCAGACACUUCAUCUGAUAGUGAUUCCCAUAGUUCUUUUACUUGUUCAGAGUAUAACUAUGAAAGGGAACUUCCAGCAUGCAGUCGUUCAUCUGUGCACAAAUAUGCUCAACAAGAUUCAAAGAGAAAUAUUAUUGAGAAUGAAAAGAUGUUAAACGAAAGGGAGAUAGGAUUAGAAGGACAUGAAAAAUGGUAUGCGUCCGACACAUGUUUAAUAGGGACUGAAAUUGCUACUGAGGAGGAUUCAGAUAACAACAUGCGACCGUGUGAUGAUUCCCCUGUUAAUAAAACAGACAACUGGGGUGAUAUUUUAAACUGGGGACCAAGAUUUGAAAUAUAUAUUGAGAUAUUCAAGGACCUUGCUGAGCUUCCAAGUGAACCGGGGAGUGAAAAUCAAUUUUCCACUGCUGGAGGGAGUGAGCAUGAAGAAUUUUUGUGAGACUUUAUUUCUAAAUCAUUUUAUGGAGCAAUUUCUAUAUUUUUUAGUGCUUCUCAUGGCUGCAUUUACUAGCAAUGUUCUGUUCAUUGAAAAUUUCGCAAAUUGUUUUAAUAUGGCUUUGUGCAUAGGUUUUGUGUGUGAAAGAACAGUAACAUUUCAUAGUUUGCAAGUUAAAACCGAUUAGCUCAUAUUCCAUUGUUAUUUGCUCCAUUACAAAAUGUAAACAGCUUUCACGGUUUAGGAUAUUUACUUAUUAUCUCGUCUCCUUCCAUCUCAGCAAAGCGAUAAAUAGGCAGUCAAGUUAUGGAUUCUAUUAUCAUAAGAAAAGUGCCAUUUUGUCAACAAUGUGAAUAAGACUUUAAAAAGUGUAUCAUUUUCAGUGGAUUUAUUUUCCAAUGUAAUAUCAGGUGAAGUAUUUCCCCUGAUCAACAGCUUGGAGGUUGAAGCCUUUUCUGCCAAUUUGCCAUUUCCUGAAAAGAAUCUUACUAAAUUUUCUAACAAGGAUUGACCUUUCCUGUAAUCCACCCGCUAAGUGCCAGCUUGUUUAUAAUGAUGUGAUUAUCAUCCCUCUUGCCUGUCCUUCUCCUUCUAUG